AUGGCCCCCAAGGAGGAUAACAAGGCCACCGUGACCGUCAACAUUGACGAGUUCACCAGGACUCGCGACAGUGUCCUCGUUAGCCUGACGCAACUCAACUCCGCAGUCGCAGACUUGUCGCGCGCCUACAUUAACCACGCCAAUACCGUCCUGGGUCGCAAGCCCGAGGACUUCGACCUGGGCAUUAUUAACAGCGGCAUCACCAACGCCCUGUACCAAAAUGGCAUAAUCACCCGUCCCUCCAGCCCCGGCGCCAAGUCCGAGGCUGGCGGUGACAAGAAGAAGCGCAAGCGUCACCACGACCCUAACGCCCCUAAGCGGGCCUUGACCCCGUACUUCUUGUACAUGCAGCACAACCGGCCGCAGAUCCAGAAGGAGCUCGGCGGUGACGGCGUCAAGCCCAAGGAUGUUGCUGAAGAGGGUACUCGUCGUUGGGGGAACAUGAGUGAUGCUGAGAAAUCUGUCUGGAAGAAAAUCUAUCUAGAGAAUCUCGAAAAGUACCGCCAGCAAAUGGAUGAGUACAAGGCUCAGAAGGAGCAAAAGGCCCAUGAGCAUGACCAAGCGGCCAGCUCCCAGCUGCAGCAGGAGGCUAUUGCCGAGCCGUCGCAGGCCGGUUCAGAUGACGAGACUGAUCAGUCCGAGGAGGAAGAGGGCGAAGAGGAAACCCCUCACCAGGCCCAGGCCGAGUCCGAGCCCGAGGAGGCUACUCCUGAACCCCCCAAGCAGCCAUCGCCCCCGCGCAGUAGCAAGCAGCGUCGUCGCAGCGAUGCCGCCAAGACCUCCAAAGCGGCUGAGGAGUCUCCCGUUGCGGCCAAGUCCCCCGAGAAGAAGAAGCGCACCAGUGCUCGCAAGGAGAAGGAGCAAGAGCCUCCUGCUUCUACUCGCAAGACUACCGAGACCAAGCGUCCUCGGAAGAAGAGAAAGAGCGAUGCCGGCGACGAGUAA
This is a messenger RNA of Aspergillus chevalieri, 945 nucleotides long. RefSeq lists its product as uncharacterized. The transcript has 3 exons. The coding region runs from base 1 to 945 and encodes 314 amino acids. The record is from RefSeq and is a predicted model, not a curated record. NCBI's taxonomy places the organism in Eukaryota, Fungi, Ascomycota, Eurotiomycetes, Eurotiales, Aspergillaceae.